UACAGACAGACACUCAUGCGUUCUUUUUGUGUCCAUUGAACAACGGACGUACAGUGAGGAAGAAGACCUGCAAACAAGAAAAACAUUAAGAACUAAUUUGAAGAACAAAAUACAGACAAUGUCAUACAGAGGAAGAGACCACAAUUCAGGGCGAUCAGAUCGUAAAGGAUAUGGAGACUUUGGAAGUGACCUCCCAAAAGCAUUCGGGUCAACCAGUCAUAACUUUAGAGACGGAGGUAGUGGUGGACGUGGUGGGGGAGGCUAUGGUGGUAGAGGCAGAGGAAGAGGUGGUGGUGGGGGAUUUGGUGGACGUGGAGGAAGUUUUGGUGGAGGACAGAGAAAUAAAAAUGAUCAGCCAGGACAGAACCUACAUAAACCUAAAUGGGACAUGGGCCGCCUUAUGACCUUUGAGAAGAAUUUCUACAAAGAACACCCAAAUGUUUCUGCACGACAACAGCAUGAAAUUAUGACCUACUACCAAUCUAAGCAGAUUUCAGUUAAAGGAAAUGAUUUGCCUAAACCAGUAUUACAGUUUGACGAAGCAGGAUUUCCAGAUUAUGUUAUGCAGAGUAUUCAAAGACAAAAUUGGGUAAGUCCAACAGCUAUACAAUCUGUUGGGUGGCCUGCAGCACUGAUGGGCAGAGAUAUGGUUGGAAUAGCACAAACUGGUUCAGGAAAAACAGCAGGGUUCAUGUUACCUGCAAUUGUACACAUAAUGAAUCAGCCACAUCUACUGAGAGGAGAUGGACCAAUUGUUCUAGUCUUAGUGCCAACAAGAGAACUUGCCCAACAAGUACAGGAAGUUGCUAACGAAUUUGGAAGACAAUCAAGGAUCAGAAACGUGUGUGUGUAUGGUGGAUCUCCUAAAGGACCACAAAUCCGAGAUUUAGAAAGAGGAUCUGAAAUAUGUAUAGCCACUCCAGGCAGAUUAAUAGAUUUACUGGAGGCAGAAAAAACGACAUUGAAAAGAUGUACAUACUUAGUGCUAGAUGAAGCUGACAGAAUGUUGGACAUGGGAUUUGAACCACAAAUCAGAAAAAUUGUAGAACAAAUCAGACCUGAUAGACAAACUUUGAUGUGGAGUGCUACUUGGCCAAAAGAAGUGAAAACACUAGCAGAUGAAUUCCUGAGUGAUAAUAUCAUGAUGAAUAUAGGAGCCCUUCAAAUUCAUGCCAAUCACAAUAUUCUCCAGAUAAUUGAUGUGUGUACAGAAACAGAAAAAGACUACAAAUUGAUGAAAUUAUUAGACGAAAUUAUGCAGGAAAAAGAAAACAAAACAAUAGUAUUCACAGAAACAAAGAGAAGAGCUGAUGAAUUGACCAGACGAAUGAGAAGAGAAGGCUGGCCAGUAAUGUGUAUACAUGGAGAUAAGAAUCAACAAGAAAGAGAUUGGGUUCUACAAGAAUUCAGAGUAGGAAAAACACCAAUUCUAAUAGCCACAGAUGUAGCGUCCAGAGGUCUAGAUGUAGAAGAUAUCAAAUUUGUGAUAAACUUUGAUUAUCCAAAUUCAUCAGAAGACUAUGUUCAUAGAAUAGGCAGAACAGCUCGUGCAAACAAUACAGGAACAGCAUACACAUUCUUCACACAAAAUAACUGUAAACAGGCUGUAGAUUUGAUUAAUGUACUACGUGAAGCCAAUCAACAAGUCAAUCCAAAACUUGUGCAACUUGGAGAAAGUGCUAGAUUCCUAGGAAAAGGUCGUAAUCGUUAUAGUAGAGGAGGCGGCAGGGACGACAGGAGAGGAGGAGGAGGACGUUUUGGUGACCGUGAUUCAAGUAGAGGGGGUCGUGGGGGUGGGUUUGGGAAUAAGGGUGGUUCAUAUGGAUCUGGUGGAGGUGCAGGGGGUCGUUCAGGGUAUGGGGCCAGCUCUGGGGGAUCUGGUUAUGGAGGAGCAAAUCGCAGUAGUGGAUUCAGUAGUGGGGGGCAAAAAGGAUUCGGAAAUACUUCUGGAGGACAAAAAGGAUUUGGAAAUACUACUGGAGCAACAAAAGGAUUUGGAAAUACUACUGGAGCACAAAAAGGAUUCGGAAAUACUAGUGGAGGACAGAAAGGAUUUGGAAAUACAAGUGGUGGUUAUAACCAGUCUGGUGGAAGUUAUAAUCAAACACAAGAGGGAGGAGGACAUUAUAAUUUACGUCAUCCACAACAUGACGGUCAACAAGGCCAAAUGAACGGCUAUAAUAAUGGUUACAGUGGACAAUACAAUCAGCAAUGGGGUAAUCAGUGGAACACUUCUUCUCAACCUCCACUACCAGCUGGUAAUCCUCCCAAAAUACCCCCUCCUCCACCAGUGUAAAUCUCUUAGUCUCUUAAUUUUAUCUCAAUGUUGCAAUGUAACUUUAUUUAUUGUAAAUUUCAUGUAAGUCCCAUAUCAUUUCAUUCUCUACAUGCAAAUCUGUUAUCAACUGACAGAAAUUUACUGAAACCAAACAAAGUGUACAAAAUAUUCUUAAAUACUCAUUUAUUCAUAGUAAUGCCUUUUAUGAUUUUAUGAAAUAUUCAUCUGUUCAGUUAAUAACUUUUUGUUAUUUUCUCAUCUGUGCAUAAGAUAUAGGGUCCAGUCAAAUUUAGCACUACCAAGAUAUAAAAAAGUGCUGAGUUUGCAAAUAAAUCCAUGUUCAUUUGUUUUUAAUGUUUAUUGCAUAUUAAUGUAAGACGAGUGUUUUAUCAUGUUUUAUAAGUUAGUUAAAUGGUUUUAUUGUCUUUGCUCUGUAUGACAUAAUUAUGUGAUAAAAAAAAAAAGAAGACAAAUAAAAUAAUCAGGUAAGUAUUCCAUUCAAAGUGAAAAAAGUAAGAAAUGUAAUGAAACAACUAGUUGAUCACUAGUAAAAGGAUUUUUUUUAACAUCUCAUUUUUAGCCGGUCUGGCAUUGACCACAAAUUGUUGUUAUUUUGUUAUAGUGGUCAUGUUUUACCACAACAUGUAAGAAAAGAAUUUAAAUUAAAAAAUUUUGUAAAUUA
Molecule: messenger RNA, 2960 nt
Organism: Mytilus californianus (California mussel)
Lineage: Eukaryota; Metazoa; Mollusca; Bivalvia; Mytilida; Mytilidae
Exons: 13
Coding region: 119-2296 (725 amino acids)
Cellular component (GO): nucleus; cytoplasm; ribonucleoprotein complex
Molecular function (GO): RNA helicase activity; RNA binding; ATP binding
Source: RefSeq, a predicted model, not a curated record